Suhomyces tanzawaensis NRRL Y-17324 is the source of this 1098-nucleotide messenger RNA. RefSeq lists its product as uncharacterized. Gene Ontology annotation, cellular component: membrane. NCBI's taxonomy places the organism in Eukaryota, Fungi, Ascomycota, Pichiomycetes, Serinales, Debaryomycetaceae. The transcript has a single exon. The coding region runs from base 1 to 1098 and encodes 365 amino acids. Gene Ontology annotation, biological process: magnesium ion transport. The record is from RefSeq and is a predicted model, not a curated record. Gene Ontology annotation, molecular function: magnesium ion transmembrane transporter activity.
AUGAUGGAAGAUAAGUAUGUCGGAUUGGCGCUUGCCAUGUCGUCGUCGUUGGCCAUCGGCACUUCGUUCAUCAUCACCAAAAAAGGGCUCAUCGACGCCUCUGCUCGCAGUGGCACCUCCCAGGUCCAGGGCCAUGAGUACCUCCAGAACCCCAUCUGGUGGGCAGGAAUGCUUACCAUGGCCAUAGGCGAGAUCGCCAACUUUGCUGCCUACACGUUUGCGCCUGCCAUCUUGGUAACCCCGUUGGGUGCUCUUUCCGUGAUUAUUGGUGCGGUUUUGGCUGCCAUUUUCUUGAAGGAGGAGUUGGGCACCUUGGGCAAGAUGGGAUGUGCCAUCUGCUUGAUGGGGUCCGUCAUCAUCGUUCUCCACGCUCCUCCCGACAAGGAGAUCGAAACCGUGGACGAGAUCUUGGGCUACGCCACCCAGCCUGGCUUCUUGUUCUACUGCGUGCUUGUGGGCGCCUACUCCCUCUUCAUGAUCUAUAAGAUCGUCCCCAAGUACGGCCACUCCAACCCCAUGAUCUACCUCUCGAUCUGCUCGUCGGUGGGGUCCAUCUCGGUGAUGUCCAUCAAGGCGUUCGGUAUCGCCUUGAAGUUGACCCUUGGCGGCAACAACCAGUUCACCCAUGUGUCCACCUACCUCUUCUUGUUGGUGGUAGCCUUGUGCAUCGUCACUCAGAUGAACUACUUCAACAAGGCGUUGGACCAGUUCGACACCUCCAUCGUCAACCCAUUGUACUAUGUCACCUUCACCACCUUCACGUUGGCUGCGUCGUUUAUUUUGUUUAAAGGAUUCAAUACGUCGUCAGCCAUCGACAUCAUCUCGUUGUUGAUCGGGUUCUUGAUCAUCUUUAGCGGAGUGUACCUCUUGAACAUCUCCAGAAAAGACAACGAGGGCAAAUCCAGAGAGAUCUUUGGUGUGCACAACGGCAAAGACAUGGCCCCCAUGGACAACGGCGUGGGAGGCUUCUCGUCGAUGAGAAGAUCGAUGCAAAUCAACAGAUCCGAGUACGACCAAGAAGAAACCGUGGGUUUGAGAAGAUUCGACAGUUUUGAGUUGGGCUCCGACGAUGACUUCGAACAAAACCAUAGAAAUUAA